Molecule: messenger RNA, 1854 nt
Organism: Paramormyrops kingsleyae
Lineage: Eukaryota; Metazoa; Chordata; Actinopteri; Osteoglossiformes; Mormyridae
Gene: timm29
Product: translocase of inner mitochondrial membrane 29
Biological process (GO): protein insertion into mitochondrial inner membrane
Cellular component (GO): TIM22 mitochondrial import inner membrane insertion complex
Source: RefSeq, a predicted model, not a curated record
UUGGAAAGCUGACAUUUUGUUUCAUGUAACACCUGUUUCUAUUCGUGGCUGAUAUCACAUCACUGAGCCUAAAUGGCGGGUUUUUACUUCCGCUUGUGCCGCGAUUCACUUCCGUUUUAUUACGAGCCUCGCUUUCGCCCGUGAAUAUGGCGGCUUCGAGGGUGUUCGGAAGAUGGUGCUCCUCGGCUCCCCGAGCCAAGGUGACCAGGUGGGAAAGGCUGCGUAACAGUCGCCUGGGAGUGUGGUGCAGCAGCCUGCUGAGCGAUUACAAGGAGGCCUGUCGUGAGGUGAUCGUGGGGGCCUACCAGCAGCCGCUUAAGGCCUCCAUCUACCUUGGCCUCCUGGGCGGGGCUUGGGCCUGUUAUUACACCAACCCGGACGACGCCUCCUUCGAGACCAGCUUGCUGGAGACGGCCAAUAAACUGGGGCUGCUGUCACCGUGGAUACGUAACGGCUCCUCCGACGGGCACGUGCAGGACCUGCUGCGGCUGCGCAAUCAGAGCCGGCUGCGACAUCUCAGCCUGGGGGUGGCCUCACUGGCCUACCGCGUGGAUUACGACCCCGCGGCCAGCCUGUACGAGGCCCAGUGCUCUGCACUGUCUGUGCCCUGGGCUGAGCUCCCAGGCCGCGUGCUGGACGUGGGCUUCGCAGGCCGCUGGUGGGUGCUGGACACCCGCAUGAAGGACUAUGACGUCAACGAGGAGGAGUUCAGGCACAUGGCUCCCGCCUUGGCCACCACCCAGCCUCCCGGCGCCCAGGAGACAGACAGGAGCCAGCGGCUGCACCAGGAGUCCUGGAGGGCACUGGAGAUGAGUGCGGAGGACAUAGAACAGGCGGAGCGUGAAGAGGAGGAGAGAAAGGCUGCAGGGCAGGCGCGGCUCUGAUGGCCACAUGGGAAGGUGGCUUUGGUCGUGCAGCUCGAGGACUGACCCAGUGUAUGUUCAGAGCUCUCAGACCUGAGUACCAAACUUUGGCACAGGGCUCCCUGCUAUGGCCGUGAUGAGAAUGUUAGGGAACGCAUCCACUGAGUCUUCGCUGAGCUCCGCCUUCAUCUUCAAUGAAGGUGUCUUCAAUGAGCCCAGCAAUUAAUGACUGUUAUAUAAGCCAGUGUUUCCCAACCUGGAUGGUUCAUGUUUUUGCUCCCACCUGCAGUGUUUCCCAACUCAGAUGGUUCAUGUUUUUGCUCCCUCCUGGGGAUUCUGGGGGUCCCUGCAGACCAGUUUGAGAAACACUGGCACAUAAGUCAAAUGCCGUGCAUCUACAUGUAAUAUAAAGUGAGAUAAUUGCAAAUGGCUGUAAUUAAAAGGUUGAAUACUGUAUUUGCUUUCCAUGACAUUUCCUCUGUUUUUCUCUUGCUGAAUUGAACAUCUGUGGGUCAUCUUGUGAUCUGAAUAACAGCUGUCGGGGUUUGCAGCCUGCUGGAUGCAGACAGCAGGGGGCGCUAAGGAGCAGACAUGCACGAAUACUGAUGAGGAAAGGGGAGCGUGCUCUGUUGUGGGGGGGACACCUGCAGCAUGGGGGUGUCCUCUAAUUUCAGCCCCAGCUGCGGGGGCCUCUGGGGGUGAAUGCAGAGCUGCAGCUAGUGUCUGUACUGGCCCUGUAAGCCUCAUAUUAAAGGCAGGUGCUCUCUGUCUGCAGAAAUACAGUUUAACAUCUGUGGUUUUUUUUUGUUAUUGUCGUGUUUACUGCCUCCUGCUGACCAUCAUGCUUAGAAAAUGCAGGACGAUGUACAGCAGGUGACUAGAUAGACAAUGGAAAAUACCACUGUAGGGAAACAUUGAGCGUUUACACAUACAGGAGGUCCACUGGGAAACUAAAAAAACAAAUAAAAAAUGUCAUCUUGUCACAGCCUCA